UUAGUAUUAUGAAUUGCCAAAAGCACAACAUUCCAAGCACGGAUAAUAAGAUUAUAAGAAGAAGAAGUGGCAGAAGCACACGUUGAACAAACAAAAAGAGCAAUCGAGCAUGGAGAAGAAGAGCAUUCAUGACAUCCUCCCUCUUGAGUUGAUUCACAGAAUCUUACUAAGAGUGCCGGCCAGCCAUCUCUUUCGCCUCAGGUGCGUCUCGAAGCUGUGGUACUCUCUAAUUUCCGAUCCACACUUUGCUGAAUUGCAUUUUCACCACUCUCCCGCUUCCACCAAUGCAUUCUUCUGCAUAAAAAACGGCACUGUGGCUUACUUCCUUUAUUUAGACGCACUAGUAUUUAGUGAUGACAAUGAUGCAUCACACCUAAAAGAGGUGAGUAUCCCUUUCAAUACGAAACAACCUUCUUAUUUUUGGGUCCUGGGAUCCUGCUGAGGCUUUGUUCUCUUACAUCGUCACCCUCAAUGUUUAGUGGUAUGGAACCCACUGACUGGAUCCAGCAAAAGAAUAUCUUACUCUGGUAUUGAUUCUCCUAUCUACAAUGGCUUUAGGCUUCCCGAGAGUGCCCGUCUGUAUGGAUUUGGAUAUGAUGCAUCCCGGGAUGAUUACUUAGUUGUUGUAGCUUGGAGCGAGCGGCAAAGACAAGAUCACUUGGAUUGCUUGUCCUUGAGAACCAAUUCCUGGAUUCAUCUUGAUGCUGCACUCCCCAAACCCUUGCAUGUUUUUCAGCGCACGUCCGCUGGGUUGUUCUUGAAUGGUGCUAUUCAUUGGGUGCCUUUGCCUAUUAAAGAUCACAGGGAUGCUAUUCUUAUCUUUGAUCUGAAGGAAAGGUCUUUUUCAACUAUGUCUGAGCCUGAACUGGCAUGCUCCUAUGACUAUGAGUCCUAUCCAGGUCUCACCCUACUAGGGGGAUGCCUAGCCUUGUAUUAUCACAGUCGUGAUAGCUGUAGCACUGACAUAUGGGUGAUGAAAGAAUAUAAAGUGCACUCAUCUUGGACUCUCUAUCAGAUUCCUUUCCUUUUCUUUCAGCCUCUGUGCUUAUUCAAUAAUGGUGGUAUUAUUGGAGAAAUAAUUCUUUCGGAUAAAAUAAAAAAGAUAAAGUUUCUCAUGUAUAAUGUGGGAGGAGAGCUGCUCCCACGUGUUAAAUAUCUUUGUUCUGGGCUUAACAUCGGUGCAACCGAAGUUAUGUAUACAGAGAGUCUCCUACCACUCUCUAGUGAUAUUAAGGAUAAGGAUAAUAAGAACAUGAUGAAAAACAGGAAGAGGAAGGAAAACGGUUCUAAUCAACUGUGACUUUUGUCUAUGGAUGGUGAGAUUUGAAUUUAUCACUGUUUAGUGAAUCACUAAUCACUGUCUUGCUUCCUAUAGUCCGAUCUUGUGGAGCUGUUUUCUGCAGGCCAUGAAGUUCACCGUGAAUGUUUUGAACAACUUGAUGUUGCCAAAGAUUAGAAUCACAAAGGGGUCAAGUAGAGAAAGGGAAUCGGGAGCCAACAUACAAGUGAACAACUUAGACAUGUGAUUUUGUUGUAAAUGAAGAGCAGGGUUCUCAAAGUUG
Molecule: messenger RNA, 1562 nt
Organism: Arachis duranensis
Lineage: Eukaryota; Viridiplantae; Streptophyta; Magnoliopsida; Fabales; Fabaceae
Exons: 2
Coding region: 851-1300 (149 amino acids)
Source: RefSeq, a predicted model, not a curated record